Molecule: messenger RNA, 1350 nt
Organism: Naegleria fowleri
Lineage: Eukaryota; Heterolobosea; Eutetramitea; Acrasida; Naegleriidae
Exons: 1
Coding region: 1-1350 (449 amino acids)
Biological process (GO): mitotic sister chromatid cohesion; maintenance of mitotic sister chromatid cohesion
Cellular component (GO): Ctf18 RFC-like complex; nucleus; chromatin
Source: RefSeq, a predicted model, not a curated record
AUGUCUGAACCAGCAACACCCACCAUCAAGGAAGUUUCGGCUUCUUUGAGUAAUCCAAUGAGCUCACUCGAAUUGUAUUUUUCUGAUCAUUUCAUGGAAGAUGAACCCAUGUAUCGAGUGUUUGAAUUUCCGGAAGGAUUUGAUAUUGAAAACUUUUUAAAUGGAAUUAAUGAUCCGAUGACUCAUGACGACGCCAAUCAAAUGAAAGAUGAAAAUGAUGAACAAUUUUUGAAAAUAGAAAAUAGUGUUGAGGAUUUACCAAUUGCUUUUUAUAUUAAAGGAGAGAGAACGGCUCCUGCAAUUUUAUGCACCGAUUCCAAUAGUUUUGAUAUCACAAAAGUGGAUACCUCCAAUACGGUACUUGUUUUCGAUCCCAAUAGUGGAGAAAUUCAUGGAAGAGUGUCAUGCAUGUAUGAGGUCACACCAACCAUUGUCCGAGUGAGAGAAGAAGUUGAAAAAGUUCUACCAUUCUAUCCAAAGAAUGGUUUGAGCGAGCUCUCAAAGUCUUCUUCGUUGAACUCAAUCUCUGGAAAUGUUAAAUUUCGUGCCGAAAAUCAAAAACAGGCGAUGACAUUGGCAGAAUUAGAAACGUGUAUUCGAGCGAGUCGUCAAGAGAUUCUGGAUUGUCUAAUUCACGAAUGUAAUGCCUUGUGUGAUGAUGAGAGUCAACGAUGGUAUUUGUUGGAUCAGAAGUUGUUCUUCCAGAUUUAUGAGUUGCUACUCUUGACAUUAGCCGAGACAUCUUUUACAGAUAAGCUUAUUCUUGAUCGAGAGUCAAUUGACAAAGAACUAAGUCAGGAUUAUGAUUCUGUUUUGCUUCAACAUUGUCUACAAUUAAUAUCCGUCAGGGAUAGAAAUGAUCAACAACAUACACUUAAUUUAUUCUCCAACACUGUAGAGAUUGAUAUUGACAAAAUUUGUAUUUUCAAUGCAAUUUCUCUAUUCUCUUCUCACAACAAGUGGAGACUUCAAGACUUUCAGAAUACUUGGCAUGAAUCUUUGAGCUCUUUUCAGCAAUUGCAAGGAUUUAAAAAUCCUGAAGUUUCUUCGCUUAUUUCACAAGGAUAUUGUGUGACGGUGGAGGAGGAAAAGAAUGCAUCUCAAGAUAGUAUAAUGCUUUAUUUCCUCGAUCGACGAUCGCUUCCAUCUCAAUUCAAAGAACGUCUCUCGAAAAUGUUUACGUGCAAACCUAAAUGGACAUUUAAUGAGUUGCUUAUAUAUCUUGCAGAAUUGUUCCCAGCCACAAAGAAUGAAUCAUCUCUUCAUCAAGAAAUGGAAGCCAUGCUUCGUAAGCACUGUAAGGUUCAACAAAAUCCACUCAAAAAAGAAAAAUACUACAUGAUGAAGUAG